This is a messenger RNA of Poeciliopsis prolifica (blackstripe livebearer), 5215 nucleotides long. Its product is annotated as zinc finger protein 43. The coding region runs from base 346 to 3762 and encodes 1138 amino acids. The record is from RefSeq and is a predicted model, not a curated record. NCBI's taxonomy places the organism in Eukaryota, Metazoa, Chordata, Actinopteri, Cyprinodontiformes, Poeciliidae. Gene Ontology annotation, biological process: regulation of transcription by RNA polymerase II. Gene Ontology annotation, molecular function: DNA-binding transcription factor activity; RNA polymerase II cis-regulatory region sequence-specific DNA binding. The transcript is spliced from 4 exons.
AGCGCUAUUAUCAUUAGUCUGGCUGCUUUGUGCAUGGAUAACGACUGCGGUGUAGCAGAAAACUGGCCCGAAAAGAAGGUAAAGCUUGGUUCUCGUACGCAACUCCGUGUCUGGGUCACUGUUACACCGCAGAAAGUUUCCAAACAGCCUCAGAGGGAGAGCCAGGUUUGAGUUAGCUAGUGGUAGCUAGCGGAGCAACGGUUCGUGCACGCGACGCAGAAACCAAUCCGACUUGGUUUUACCCCACGCAGGCAAUGCAGUAUUUACACCACCAUUAACGAUGAUGCCCAUGCUUGUUUGUCACCUUCAUACAAGCACAAUGCAAACAACUACUUAAUUUUUGCCAUGGGGACUAAAAUGUCAUUCGGCAAAGGAAGCGGUGAUCAAAAUACAGAAUCUGAUUUAACUUCUGCAAGCUCCCCUUGCAGUUUUGUUCACGCUCCAUCAGACUGCAAAAAGACACCUGGGGGUGAGAGGUCCGGAGAGGACAUGAGUGCAACAGAUCUGAAUCGUUCUGCUCCAAGAGCGUCAGAACACAUGGAGUCUGAUGUCCAUAUGAGGUCUACAGCUGCAGAUCUAAAAUGUCAGCCAAGUGAGGACGUGUUGUCACAAAUGGGGAUGGACAGUGGACCUCAGCUGACCUCUGUGAACUCUCCAACAUAUAAGAAAAGGGCCAAACGAAGACGUGGUAGGCAUGUUAAAGGCAAACAGACUUUGACUGAAGAGAAAAAGAAUUCAGAGGCUGCUAGUUGUGAUUCAAAUCAGCAUAAGGAUGUCAGCACCACAAUAGCUUUGUCAGCAUCUUCCGUCAACCACAUCACAGGUGAUUCAGAUCAUCAUAUAAUCAGUGGAUCAUCUCAAGAUGAGAAAUCAGGUUCUGACGCUGUCCCGAGUGACAAAGUAGAUGGUGAGGUCACAUUGCAGGUAAGACGAAGAAGAGGACGGCCAAAAAAAUCAGAAUCUACAACUUCACAGCAAACUGCUCCAAAGACACCCACACCCCGUCAAUCUAAUAACCUCGGCUGGACCCUGAGGAGUAGAGGAGAGCAACACCCUUCAAUGGAGAACGGAAACUUUGAUAGCAAUACUGACAUACGGAUAACAGAGGGGAAUUCGACAGACGACAGUAACCCGAUAUACAAUCAUGGCAUUAGGAGGAGAAGAAGGACUAAGCCUCUGGUUAAUGAGAACGUUCCCGCCAAAGUGGCAAAGUUGGAUGAUUCCACAGAGGGUUCACCAGAGUUGAGCAAUGAGGCAGUGGAAGCAGAGACUGAUAAACAGGUGGAAAGCAGUGCUGAUAAACAGGAGACUGAUAGGAACAAUAAUGCUGAUGAGCCUUUGAUAGAAGAGUUGCAAUCCUUUCCAGAGCCCGAAAAGAGUCCUGGAGAGGAUGUGAACAGAUUAAAUUUAGUAGAGCCCUCUCAAACGGAAAGCUCUGAUAUAAAGAAGUCCUUGAUGACACAUGGCAGAGAGGAGUCUCCGUUACAAAUUCCUAAUUCAUCUGAUCAUCCAGUUGAUGCAGAUGUGCAGAGGGCAGAAACGGCUAGCAAUGCUUUAGAAUCAUCUUCUGAAAAAACGCUACAACCUAUAACUGUGAAAUCUGAGGAUAUUGAGGUGGAGGUCAAUCCUUUGCCUCCUUCGUCAGAUAAUAAUGCCUCUCAAAACAGUGCAGACACCUCAGUUACAUUACCAAACAGGGCUCAUACAGUCUAUAGGUGUAAGAAAGGUGGCAAAAGAAAAAGAAGAGUUUUUAAAGUUUCCACGAGCAACAACCAUGUAGAAAAACAGGAGGCUACUCCUGAAGUUGAACAGAAACCUGACUGUGGCAAUGUGAAGACAGAAGCCAACUCAGAUGUCAACGAUAAUAUCAUUUAUGUCAAAAAAGGGGGUAAAAACAUGCUAAAAUGCGGCUACUGUGGCCGUCUAUUUAAAUUUCUGUCUCAGUUGAUCGUCCAUCAGCGCAUUCAUACAGGAGAGAGGCCCUUCAAAUGCGCAGAAUGUGGGAAAGGUUUUACCAAAAACUCCAACUUGAAUCUCCACCUCAAGAUGCACCUAAAGAACAACAUGUAUCAAAAAUGCCAGCUGUGCAAAAUCAGAGUCUCCAUCUCGCAGUUCGCCAUUCAUAUGGAGACACAUACUCAGGGGGUGAACGAGCCGGCCCUUAUGUAUCCCAACAGGAGAAUAGAAAAUCUAAGACAACCGAUAAGAAACAGGAAUGCCCAGGAAAUUCAGAAGGAAUCUGCUGAGAAAAAAAGCAGCAAAACAUGUCAGUACUGCGGCAAGACGUUCCCAUUCCAGUCCGCCCUUAAGAGACACGUCCGCAUCCACACGGGAGAGAAGCCCUAUAAGUGUGACAUAUGUGGCAGAGCUUUCGGGCAGUCUUAUUUCCUCCGUGUGCAUGAGCUGACGCACUGGACUGUGAAGCGCUACAACUGCACCCGCUGCGAGAAGUCCUUCUCCCACUACAGCAAUGCCAAAAACCAUCCGUGCAAACCAAUAAGUGGCAGCAACGACUCCCAAAGCAACAGACGCAUAAAGCCGCUGCUGACGUACACGUGCUACAUCUGCAAGAACGUUUUCGAACACCUGCAGAACUUCAACAAUCACAUGAAGGAGCACACGGGCACCAAGCUGUUUCGCUGUUUGUAUUGCGACAAGCUGUUCAGCGUGAUGUCUGAUUUCGAAGCCCACCGGACUCGGUGCGCAGCGGAAAGGAACAUGUUCAGCUCAAUAAAAAAGGAGGAGAUGAUGUCAAUGAUUCGUUACAGAGUGCCUUCACAUAGCACUUCAAAAUGCAACAGUCCACCUCGUGUCGCGCCUUCGGAUUUUAAAGCCCAGAAAAAACAGCAAAGCAUUGUUCGCAAAAGACGCCCCGCUCACCUAAGCAAGCCCCUUCAGAUCCCAGUUAGCCCCCCUCUUCCUGUCUCUUAUAUAGUCUCAAAGCUAAACAAGUUGGAUAACAGAUCCGAUCCCAGGAAAUACUUGUGUCCAAGCUGUGGGCGUCAGUUCCGGCACAUGGGCAGGCUGAGGGCCCACAUGCUCACCCAUUCUCCCAACCAGACAUUCCCCUGUACCCAGUGCGGAAAGACGCUGGGAAGCUGGAAGAAACUAUGGAUUCACCAGAGGGUCCAUCGGCAGCCAAGCGGCCGUUUCACGUGUCCCCGGUGCGGGCAGGGUUUCCGAUUCGCCAGUUCUUACAGAGAGCACAUGAAUCAGCACCCUGACUACCACUGGAUCAAAGAGAGGCCAAAGAAAGUUUCACUGCCUUAUCAGUGUGAGCAGUGCACAUGUAGCUUUGGGACUCUUGAUCUGCUGUUCACCCAUCAACUCUGCCAUUCGUCAGUGCUAGACCUACGCAAGGAGCCCAAUUUAGUGUUGCUCACUGAUGCUCACAGUUCUCAGUCGAGAACCAAAAUUGGCCCACCUAGCAAAUUUGCACCAUCAGCUGGCCGAACUAGCUCUGUUUUAUACUCAUCACAAAAACAACCAGAUCUAAAUCCUCAAAUGCAACCUUUAGAUGUAGAUUACUCUACUCAUUCUCCCAACAGGACACAUUUAAUCGGCACCAACAAAGUUAAAGAAAAUGGCCCUGGAAAACCUUCUACAAUCCUAAAACAUGUGAACUCAACCUGGACUCAAAAUACCAGCAAAUCAAACAAAGACUCCUCAGACAGUUUAGAGUGUGCUGUGUGUGGAGUUGUAUUUCCUACAGUCUCAGACCUUUUUCACCAUUACAUGGACCAUGCAAGAGGCCUGGCUUAAAAUAACAAAUUUUAGACUUGUGUCAGAGUCCUACACAUCACUGUAGAGUGAGGUUAGACCAGUGCCACUGGGAGGUUGGGGUUAAGAGUUUACAUUGAAAGAAUUAUAGGAUAAUCUAAAGACACCAGCUUAAAUUUAGAAAGAUGACUAUGUAUGAUUCUUCCCCUUUAACAUGAGAUCUGGGUAAAAGAUAAAAACGAUAUGAAGUUGCUUGUGCUAUCAGCCAUGGGCCGGUGAAUGCCAUCAAGGUAUACUAAGGUUUAAAAAAAGCAACAUCUUCAUUAGGUAUAAAAUUUUAUAAUACAAAACAGAAAUAGGGCACAAUGUUGCUCUUGAAUGGCUUAUUAGCUAUUAAAAAUUGUCUCUUUUUUUUCUCAUACGGAUAAGUACCUAUUUGGUUGUUUGAGAAUAUUCUCUUACACCAUUUCCGUUUGUUUUCUUAAUACAUAUUUUUACACAAGGUUGUCAUAGAUUCUUGUAUUCAUGGAGACAAGCCCAUGCCUAAUUGGUAAAGUUUAUUCUGUAUCUGCACAUUACCCUAGUUUGUCAACGUAGUUUCUGUCAGUUUGAACUACCUGAAAACCUUUAGAUGUGGAGCUAUAUACAACUUUUAAAUUGCUCAAAUCCCCCAAGAAUCUUCCUCUUGAUCAUCAGGAAUUUAAUAAUGACUUGAGAAAGUUUUGUUACAUGUGCCUGUUCUAAAAUAACAUGAGCUGUAAGCAGACUACUUUGAAUUGAUGGCUGAAUUGCAGAGGAUGCAAUUGAUUGUGAAACGUCACUGUGAACUGAACAUCCGCCUGGUGUUUUCUGAACUUGGUUUAUUUCUAUGGGAAUAAUCAGAAAUAAAAAGUGAUUUGGUCGCAGACACCCAUCAGUAUUUUCUAAGAUUUUAAGACUGAUCACCGGCUUUAUUCAUGUUCAUUAUGAUGGAUUUCAAUUUGAUAACAUCCUGAUCAGUACACUGGUCGACAAACAUGCUCCUCCUGUUAUAUCUGAACUCUCGCAGAACAUUAAUGUUUUGCUCCUUGUCUUGUUGCCUUGAGUAUUUUGCAACCAUGAAAUAGUUUUUUUUUUUUUUUUUUUUUUUUAAGAAACCGUCUUGUUUUGUUGUACAUAAAUUUUUGCUAUAGUUUGUCUCAAAAAUAAAGUUUCUUUUUCCACAUAAAAACGAUGUGGCUGAUUAAUCCUUUUAUUUUCUUGACGAUGAGAAGAGCCUUGACUCCCAACACUAAUACAGUUAUUGGAACCUUUGUAACAGAUGUGUAAAACGUUUGAAAAAACAAAGAUGUUUGAACAUUGCUGGAUUUAAUAUUUGGCUCGUCAUCAGACAAACUGAUACAAAUCAUAAGUCCUGCAGUGUGCAAAUCUCGUUUAUUCAACACAAAUUACUGAGUGAGUUUGCUUUUAUUAUAACUUACAUACAGCUGGUAAAAUAAGUAUUAGAUGCAUUGAG